AUGGAGAACAUCGACGAAGGAGGUCACGGUACCAAGACCACGACCAACUUCGGAAGAGGAGAAGGAAACGGAGUUUUAGGGGCGAAAUUUUUAAUCCAACCGCACGUGGACGAGAUAUGCUCGCAGUUUGGUAUUUUCGACGAUGAGGAGGAGCAAGAAGAGGAGGAAGACACAGAGGCAAAAGAAGGAAGAAGAAAAAAUAAUCGAUACGCGGAAACGUCCGCGGCGGUUCUCGCGAACAUGGUCUCUGAAUUUUCCGUCACCAGAGGCGUCUCGGAAAGCUCGCGACGUCGGUUACUCGACGAAGCGAGGAAAAGAGGGAACGAGGAAAAGUUUGAAAGUUUGUACGAGGCGCUGAAGCGCUCGAACGCGGUGCCGGAGUUGGACCGGUGGAACGCGGUCGUCGCGAAGAUUGCGGCGGACGAGGAGUUGAAAGAAGCGGUGAAAAGUAGGGACGCUUAUAGUAGGAAAGUUUCGGAGCGGUCGCCGGUGAGAGCGACGAAGAAGUCGUCGCCGAGAAAACUGGCGGAGGAACAACCGGCUUCGACCGUUUUGAAAGCGUUGCGCGAGAUGACUUUUGAUAAAGACGGCGCGGCGGCGCAUAUCAUCGGAGAGAAUGACAUACCUUAUGGAGAGGAGGAGAAAGAAGAAGAAGAAGAAAUAGACGAAGAGAACGGACGAGCGCGACAACGUGAGCAACAACGAGUCGUGAAAACUACUGCAACAUCGACAUCCGCCGCGACAACGAGAAAACCAACAUUUCCUAGUUGGAACGAGGAUGGAUCUUCAUCCAACCGUCCAUAUUUAACGAGCAAUUUCUUAGGCAUAGAGUACGAACGCGACGUGGACGCUAUCCCUUUGGCGUCUCGGUCGACCGCGGAGCAAGAGUUGCUCCUCUUGGACGAUUUUUUACACGCUGCGCUCGGUUUGGACGGUCGAUACGUCACCGCGAGACGCGCCGCCUCAAUGAAAGCCACGACAACGAAGAAAAGGAACGGCGGUAGCAACGACGACAUCAACAUCAAUAAUAACAACGAAGAUGCAAAUAGAAUAGUCAAAUUCGAUUGCGAGAGCGGUUGCGAACCAAGUUUGCGCGAACUCUUGGGCCGAAUGCUCCCGAUGUGCGAAGAUGCGUUUGCCUGUUCGCGCUUCGUCGAAAAAACGCUCUACGGCCAAACAAAAACGUCCGGCAAAACGAGCAAAGCGUUGGCGACAGAAGUGCGAGAUUUACUUGGCGACUGGGAACGUAUGAUCGCGCAACUGGAGAGGAAAAGAAACAAACGUGAUCUGAGUUUACAGUCGGCGUAUUUUUACGCUCGACCAGCCGCGGAAGCGCUUCGCUUGUUAGCCUCGGUCUCGUUCGCCUGCGAAAACGAAAUGGGCGGAAAGCUUUUGAAUACUUUGAGACGGUUGAAAAUCCGGUGCGGGGGCGAUUCGGAAGCGGAGAGAUUACUCACUCGCCUGGAAAACGCGACCGCAAAAUCUUAUUUAAAACGAUUAGAAAAAUGGAUGUCCGAAGGCGAUUGCGAGAACGACACGUACGAGGAAUUUUUUGUCGUGGAAGACAAACGCUUAAAGCCAGACUCGCUUUCCGAACGUUUCGAUAAUAAUAACGCUUACUGGACAGAGAAAUAUGUUCCGAGAGAACCGACGCCAUGGUUUUUGGACGAUGCGACGAAAGUGUUGGCGUUAAAUGCCGGGAAGUAUGUCAACGCGCUUCGAGAGAUUACCGUUAUUAGUAGAGAGACGUUGAGUAGCCAAGUCACGGCAAACGGAGAGGAAGAGGGGAUAAAGAGUAUCGUCGUCGUCGACAAAGAAGAAAAAGAAAAAGAGCGGAAGAAAUUGUCGUUCUCGAACAUCUCCGACGUCGUUCGUGCCAAACACGACGUCUCCAAUAAACAUUUCUUCGACGCGUUGCUCCUUUCUGGAGACAUUCGCAACAAGUUGCAAUUGGUCAAAGCGACCUUCUUAUUGGCGCAAGGCGAUUAUCUCUCACAGUUCUUCGACUCGCCCUUCAAGGCCUUCGAAGAACUCGAGAAACCGGCCAAGUUUUGCGACGAGCAAAAGUUGAGAGAUGCUUUAGAGGUGAGCAUGAAAAACUCCUCGAUGUAUGCGUUCAAGUAUCACGAAGACAUCAAGUGCGCCCUCGAAAAGAAUGGUAGUACGAGUAAUGACGCGCGAGGUUUGGAGACGUUUACGCUCGACUACAAAACAUCCUUUCCAGCGAACGUUGUGCUUUCAAAGAGUACCAUUGCCAAGUAUCAAGCGUUGUUCAAGCACUUGUUCCGCGCGAAAGUGAUGGAAAAGAAAGUGUGCGAAACGUGGGCGACGCUUCGUCGGCUUCACAAGAAAAUGCACCGGCGGCAGCAGCAGCAAUCGUCUUCUCGAAUGGAGUACGAGAAUCCCACAGAGGAGCACUUUCUCACGAGAGAUGUCUUCGUUCACGCCAACGCCGCGCACUGGACCGCACAAAGAGCAAUCAGUUUGAUUCAAAAUGUCUUGCACUACGCGACGUCGGAAGUCAUCGAGCCGAACUGGGCCACGAUGGAGAGCGAGAUAUUUUCUUCGUCCACCUCCGCGGACGACGUCAUCAAAGCGCAUGCCAAGUUUCUGGAAACUACCGCUCGAGAGUCCAUGCUUCUUCGACCGACGCUUUUGAACCUCUACGAAUCUAUCCUUCAAUCGUGCUCGAAACUCUGCGACGCGUGCGAAGACUUUGAAAGAAACGACGAAGAAGAAGAAGCGAAACUUCGCGCCGCCGGCGACUACGACGAUCGCGAAGACCAAAUGGAGGACUUUUUGCAUCGAAUCGAAUUCAUAUCCUCUGAAUUCGACGAGAGAACGGCUGCAUUUAUCGACGCGUUGAAAGAUGCCGCUCGAUUCGAGAGUAAGUUUGAAAGUUUGAUCAGCCGCGUCGAGCCUCUCGAACAGUCAAAUUCGAGAUACUAA
Molecule: messenger RNA, 2949 nt
Organism: Bathycoccus prasinos
Lineage: Eukaryota; Viridiplantae; Chlorophyta; Mamiellophyceae; Mamiellales; Bathycoccaceae
Exons: 1
Coding region: 1-2949 (982 amino acids)
Biological process (GO): microtubule nucleation; meiotic cell cycle; mitotic cell cycle
Cellular component (GO): spindle pole; gamma-tubulin small complex; centrosome
Molecular function (GO): gamma-tubulin binding; microtubule minus-end binding
Source: RefSeq, a predicted model, not a curated record